Messenger RNA from Malus domestica (apple), 2054 nucleotides. Lineage: Eukaryota; Viridiplantae; Streptophyta; Magnoliopsida; Rosales; Rosaceae. The record is from RefSeq and is a predicted model, not a curated record.
UAAUUCCAAUCCAAGUAGCUGGGUGGAAGAAUGAGAAAAGCGUCGUCGAUCUCAGCGCGUUUGUUUCUAGGGUUUGUUCGAGGCCAAACAACCUCCAAGCUCCGGUGCUUCAAUGCGGUGCGUUUUCACUGUGAUCGAGCCCAACCUUCCUCUAUUAAGCCUCCAGGUCCAGGGCCACUAACGCAGUACAAGAGCCUCGUCGAGGAAGGGAAGCUGCAGCAUGAUCCGAAGCAAGAGACGGUGGCGUUUCAAUUGGAGGAGUUGCUCGGGAGAUUGGAGCAGUACGAGAGAGAAAUGGAGGAUUAUCAUGAAAAGCUUGCGAUUUGGGAGAGGCGGAGAGAGGACGAGCGGCGGAAGCUUUUAAUGGAGGAAGCUGAGAGCCAGCAGAAAGAUGAUGUAUGGACAUCAGUCACCAACCAGCGCAAUAAGUUUGUGCAGAGAUGGCUGUCCCGGAAGAAACCUGAUAAAGCAGAACCCGGAGUGGGGAAAUGGGUUUCGUAUCUUAAUCGAGAGAGGAAGUUAGAUUCACGCGUUGGUCGCCGCCCAACUGCUCCUCCGGCUCCCAAGGGACUGUAUAUUUACGGCAAUGUUGGAAGUGGUAUGAAGACGAUGCUUAUGGACAUGUUUUUUAGUGCCACUGAAGGAAUAGUUAAGCAUCGAAAGAGAUAUCACUUUCACGAGGCAAUGUUAAAGAUUAACGAACAAAUGCAUCAGAUUUGGAAAAGCCAAGUGGAGGAAAAGUCUUUGCAUUCAAGCCUUUCCAAUUGGGUAAUGAAUCUUCCCUUUGAUUCGAGGGUGAAGGAGUGGGUCGCUGCAGAAGAGAGAUAUAAGCAAGAGGUUCAGAUGAAAAACAUCCUUCCAGCUGUAGCAGAUAAGCUGCUCAUAGACCGGCAGGCAAAUCAAAAGGGUGGUAGCAUUCUCUGUUUUGACGAAAUACAGACUGUUGAUGUAUUUGCUAUUGUGGCCUUAUCUGGAAUUGUUAGCAGAUUGUUAAGUACCGGAACUGUUUUUGUUGCCACCAGUAAUCGAGCGCCAACAGACUUAAAUCAGGAUGGUAUGCAGCGGGAGAUCUUCCAAAAGUUUGUUCGCAAACUGAAUGAGCACUGUGAGACUGUACUCAUUGGAAGUGAGAUUGAUUAUCGUCGUGUUAUAGCUCAAAGUCAAAGAUCUGCAGACCAGGUUCACUACUUCUGGCCCUCAGACAGCGUUGCUAUGGAGAAAUUUGAGAAGAAGUGGCAUGAAGUCACAAACCAAAUAGGGGGACAGAUUGCCUCGGAUACUAUUCGAGUGAUGUUCGGGAGAACACUGGAGGUUCCCGAAUGCUCUAAUGGAGCGGCACGGUUCACAUUUGAUUAUCUCUGUGGUCGGCCGGUAGGUGCAGCUGAUUAUAUUGCAGUUGCAGAAAAUUAUCACACUAUAUUUAUAUCUGACAUUCCAAUGAUGAGUAUGCGUAUCCGUGAUAAGGCACGGCGGUUUAUUACCCUCAUUGAUGAAUUAUACAAUCAUCAUUGCCGUCUAUUUUGUUCUGCAGCAUCUUCUAUUGAUGAAUUAUUUCAAGGAACUGAAGAGGGUACUCUUUUUGAUCUGGAGAGUUUCCAGUUUGAAACAGAGACAGAAGGUUCAAAGCUUCGUCGCGAUGUUUUAGCAGAAGGGAAUGUUAGUUCAGGAGGUGCCCCAACUGGUAUAAUAUCCAUGCUAUCUGGUCAAGAAGAGAUGUUUGCUUUCCGCAGAGCAGUGUCGCGCUUGAUUGAAAUGCAGACGCCCGUAUAUUUGGAGGGAGUCCACAGUCUUCAUCCGUAUUUCCAGAAACAACGCCGGGGAUUUGAAAGUAUAUCUUCACGAAACAUACAGCCGCAGUUGUCAUAUUAAGCAGCAGAAUUGUUGUACCAAUGUUACUUCUUCCUGUCCAUUUAUAAUUUUCCAUUCAUUUGUAUCUCCUUACGGUAUGAACUAAGGAGAAAAUCCAAAGAAGUCUGAACUUGCCAUUACUUGACAAUUAACACACAAUGUCAAGGUUGUGUGUGUGUUUUAAUAAAGAAAUUUGAUAUUUCAUU